Messenger RNA from Phyllostomus discolor (pale spear-nosed bat), 1616 nucleotides. RefSeq names its product olfactory receptor 1L8-like. The record is from RefSeq and is a predicted model, not a curated record. Gene Ontology annotation, cellular component: membrane. The coding region runs from base 400 to 1344 and encodes 314 amino acids. Gene Ontology annotation, molecular function: G protein-coupled receptor activity; olfactory receptor activity. The transcript has a single exon. Lineage: Eukaryota; Metazoa; Chordata; Mammalia; Chiroptera; Phyllostomidae. Gene Ontology annotation, biological process: G protein-coupled receptor signaling pathway.
UGUUUGUUGAUGAUGAUCUACCUCCCCAACUAGAACAGGAGCUACACGAGCUACACAAAAGCAAGGAUUUGUUUUUAUUGCUAUGUCCCCAUCAGGGAAACAGUGCUUUUCAAAGAAUAGGAAUUAGUGAACUUAACUCAGAGAGGUCCAUCUCUGAUGGCUUCUAAGGAAAACUCUUAUUCUGUCCCUUCAGCUUUCAGUAUAAAGACCUUGUGAUGCCCAUGGACUUGGAAAAGGAGGACCGCAUCAGGACUAUGAGGUUGACAAGCUGUGCCUGCACAGCAGCAACUUGUGUUUAAAUAGAGGACACAAAGACUUUGCUGGGUUCUCAUGAUUUGGGUUAUGGAUUUGGAGCACGUGAAAUAACAAAACAUCUUGUACAUACCUAGACCCAAGUCAAUGGAAAGAGUCAACCAGACCAGUAGUGUCUCUGAGUUUAUUCUCCUGGGACUGUCCUCCCGGCCCGAGGACCAGACGCCACUCUUUAUCCUGUUCCUCAUCAUAUACCUCAUCACUAUAACAGGGAACCUGCUCAUCAUUUUGGCCAUCCACUCUGACCCUCAACUCCAGACCCCCAUGUAUUUCUUCUUGAGUUUCCUGUCUUUCACUGACAUUUGCUUCACAACAACCAUCGUCCCCAGGAUGCUAGUUAACUUCCUGUCGAAGAAGACCAUCUCCUACAGUGGGUGUCUGACUCAGAUGUAUUUUAUUUAUGCUCUGGGCAAUACUGACAGCUUCCUCCUAGCAGUCAUGGCCUUUGACCGCUAUGUGGCCAUCUGUGAUCCCUUCCACUAUGUCACCAUCAUGAGCCAUCACCGUUGUGUCCUGCUGGUGGCCUUUUCCUGUUCAUUUACUCAUGUCCACUCUCUCCUACACACUCUUCUGCUGAAUCAUCUCACCUUCUGUGACUCCAAUGUUAUCCAUCACUUUCUCUGUGACCUGAGCCCUCUGAUGAAACUGUCCUGCUCCUCCACAUUUGUCAAUGAAAUUGUGAUAAUGACAGAAGGACCUAUUGUUCUGGUGACCCCUUUUCUAUGCAUUACCUUUUCUUACAUGAGAAUCCUCAUCGCAGUUCUCAAAAUCCCCUCAGCAGCUGGGAAACGCAAAGCCUUCUCCACUUGUGGUUCUCACCUCACUGUGGUAAUACUCUUUUAUGGAAGCAUCUUUUAUGUCUAUUUACAGCCCCUCUCCACCUACACUGUCCAGGACCACCUGGCAACACUUGUCUACACAGUUUUGUCCUCCAUGCUGAAUCCUUUUAUCUAUAGUCUGAGGAACAAAGACCUGAAACAGGGCCUGAGGAAGCUGAUGGGCAAGAGGAAAUCCCAGCAGGCACCCUCUUGACAGACCCACUGGGAUCUGCUGGUUGCUACUGGCUCUCAGUGAAGAGUCAGACUGUUGGAGAUUAGCAUUGUUAACCCAUGUGUGACAAGGCUGUUACAUACACUGAUGGCAACCCCACCCACUGGCCCUGCCUCAGCUUAAAUCACAGUAUCUUUCCUCAUUAUUCCUCUACUCCCCUACAAACAUUCAUUACUUUCUCAUCUUCCAACUACUAUUUUAACUAUUUUCCUAAAAAUACUUCCUGAACAAAUUUCUUUCUUUUUAUUAAGACA